Mitosporidium daphniae is the source of this 2508-nucleotide messenger RNA. RefSeq lists its product as uncharacterized. Lineage: Eukaryota; Fungi; Microsporidia. The record is from RefSeq and is a predicted model, not a curated record. The transcript has a single exon. The coding region runs from base 1 to 2508 and encodes 835 amino acids.
AUGAGAUACAAUGAGAACGUCAUAAUUGCGCUCGAUAUUUUUGAAAAGUCUACCCUUUGGAGGUCCGUCUCCAAGCUUCUUAAGAUAGAGGAGCAUGACUCGUCGAGGGAAUCGUUCCUGCAGGUUUCCAAAUUAAUAUCCUCUGGCGAGUAUCGAAAACCGCUCUCUCUUUUGCUGAUGCAAUUGGGAUAUCAUGAGGCGGAAUCUAGCUCCCUGAUUUCGAGGAAGCUCCUUGCCAGCAUAAUCCUUCUCCUGUUUUACGAGCAGCCCCCAGAGAGUCCAUCCUCAAAUCAUGAAAUUCUGCUUGCGCAAUUGAAAACCAUUUCUCGACGACUUUGGAGCCUGCUCGAGUUGGCAUUGAAUUCUGUCAGCUCUGUUGCCACAACAACAAUCUUGCAACGGGAUAGUAAGCAGGAUACAUACGGCCGCAAGGAUACCCACAUUCACAAAAGUCCUCAAACAAAUGAGCCCGAAAUUCCAGAAUCUGAAACCCUUAUCCCGCUUCACAGCGUAAAAAUCAAUGCCACACUAUUGGAAAGUCUGAGGCUGGAAAUAGAUGCGUAUCUUCUGCUCUUUGAUAAGUGGAAGGCUUCGGAUCUGCACGCCCUGCAAUACUCGAUCUCAGAGGAAAUCACUUCUGUUGAAAAACUGGGCCAAUCUGAAAACUUGGGCCCUGAAUGGCAGGGUCCACUGCAAUCGUAUUCUUCCAUUCUUGAGUGUGCAACGAACAAACUCUCCUUGUAUUCCGAUCGCGCUGAUGUUCCUGCUGCCAAAAAAUUCGAGCCCAUCAUGACGGGAAAGGAUUUGUCCAUCUCUAUUCAGCUCAAAAGCAAUCCCGUUUUGGCGAGAGCAUCUGUUUUGUACGAAAUCAUUGUUCAAGGUCCGCAACAGUUUAUUGCAUGCAGAGAAGACAUUAGCCGCAAAGCACCGUCUAUUUUUAGCCCCGGAGGUGAAAAUUCGGAGCAGCUUAUUCAUUUUCGCUCUUUCCAUGCUAGCGUCGUAAAAAGAAUUAAGCGGGCACUGAUUGAAAUUGUCACCAUUGGCGAGGCUUCGUUCAAGUGUAUGCGUCUCAGGGAAAGGACAAGUAAAGGCUCCAUUGAAUUUCUAGAGGCAAAAGAUGAUGGAGAAAGCUUAGCUGGCGUUAUUGAAAAGGAUUUUUUGUCCGUCUGUGCGGGAGGCAGCAUUUCAUUGAAAGAUCUAAUCCACACCCUGCGACGAACACUCUUUUGGCUCUCGACCCUCGUUUCGGCCUCCAAGAAAGACCUCUCAAUGGUGACGGCCAAGAAAACAUCCACCACCUCUUCUCUGAUACUCGGCGAGGAAAUUCGACUCCUUUCAUCCUCGAUGGAUGCCUUUUAUGCCCGCCAAAGUACGCCUAACCCAGAUGAAGCGAUGAUUGCAGAGCGUAAGGCCUUCCUGAUUGCAUUCUACAAGUCUUUGGAGGGCAUUUUCCAUCGCACCCAUUUUCUGGCCUUGGAGCACGCGGUUUCUUCCCUGAUUCUUCCUUUUAUUUCAGAAAAAUCUCAUUUACAGGACUAUUUCACGAGUGCUUUUGCAUCUGCAAUUUCUACCUUUACCAGCACCGAGGACGAGCAGUGUUUGGGGAACAAUUUUUCUUCAAGCGUCGAACUUGCUGUCGAUAAAAAAUUGGCGACCAGCGGUGCUAAUUCCCGCCCGAAAAAUGUCGAAAAUCGGUCAAAUCCCGAUCAUUGCCCAUGCUGCUUGCAUGUCGCCAACUUGUCCUCAAAUUCAGAUAAUUUUUCCCAGGAAGAGGGGGCUUUUGCGGACACCCUUGCUAUUGGCAGUCUUCUGCACAAAGCUCUUGCCAUGGAGGAUCUCCAACUGGAAACCGAAUUGCCCACUGUGCUGUGGUUCGAUUUCUUGUGGAUACAGGACCUUUCGCGGUCAAUCACACUGUGGUCUUAUGUGAUGUCUUCUUUUCUGCUUCUCAAAGAGUCGCUUGGAACUGUAGGGCAAGAUUUGCUAGUAACCUCGUUCCCCGGUAUCAUAGAAAAUAUCGAGAGUUUCAAAAGCACCGCGAACUAUUUUCCGAUGGAACGGAUUUGGAGAGAAGCCCUUCAAAUGGAAGAUGCCGAGUUUGGAAUCCUCAGCAGCCUCAAUAAGCAGCAUCCUCUCGUCCUUCUAUUUUCAAAGCGGAUCACGCGAGCCAUUGUUGAAUGCGGAACCUCGCUUUUCGAAUCCCUGUGGGUAGCAUCUGAUUGCAUCCACAGCAGUGCCUCCAUUCCAAGGGUCAUGCAGACAGGCAGGUUUCUGGCUUCUACCUCGUCCAAAAACAACCAACAUUUUGAGUGGUGGACCAAUUGGUGUACAUUUUUGGCGGCCGUGCAGGGGUACGAUUUUUGCAAAUCUUCGCCCACGGCCCUGCCCAUACAUUCCUCGCUCGCCACUGGAGUUUCGGGAAAAUUCUUGUGUGAACGUGUUAUUUAUCCUGCAGCGCAACAGGCAGCAAAGCGCAUAUGCUUACACCAUAUCUUGUGCCACAAAUAA